CAUGAUUCCUACAUAAUACUUACAUUAACAAGAGUGUAGUUACCUAGGUCUGUCUCCUGGUAAUUAAUUAUCUGGGGAAUAAGUUUAGACUAUAAUACUCGUACCUACGACAUCGCUCUUCUCACUCUACCAAAUCUACUCACCCACUACGAACCUCUUCACCAACCGCAUUCUCCCCCUCUCCUCACUUCACUUCUACCCUCUAACUGCUCGGCACCCGUAGCCCAUUGCACAGCUGCUGCCUCGUAGCUGCGGGUCCUGCGAACCUGGAAGACAUGCGCAGCGACCUACACCAACGCCAGCAUGUCAGUAACACUGCACACAACCAAAGGUGACGUGAAAAUCGAAAUCUUCUGCGAAUCGGUCCCCAAGACCGCGGAGAACUUCCUCGCCCUCUGCGCAUCCGACUUCUACAAUGGCAGCCCCUUCCACCGCCUGAUCCCCAACUUCAUGGUCCAAACGGGCAGCCCCGCCUCGGAUCCCAAGUCCAAGACUUCCACAUCCAUCUUCGACACGCCGAACCAGUUGUUUGAGGACGAGAUACGGCCUGCGCUGAGGCAUAAUGCGCGCGGGAUCGUGAGCAUGGCGAAUAAGGGACCCAAUUCGAACGGGAGCCAGUUCUUUAUCACGUUCGCUGCGGCGCUGCAUCUUGAUGGGAAGAAUACGGUGUUUGGGAAGGUUAUAGAGGGCAUAGAGGUACUCGAUGACUUGGAGAAGGUGGAGGUGGAUAAGAAAUCAAGACCGAAGGAGCGGAUUGAGAUCAAGAGCGUGACUAUGCAUGCCAACCCUCUGGCGGGAUGAACUUGCCAGAGGCCGAGCCUUUGGAAGCGUUCGACUCAGUCGGGUCGCAGACCGAGAACUACCUCCAGUGGCCUAGUGUUAGGGAAACGAUACAUAGAGGCAAUUGAGGGAAAGUCGUUGGAAAAAAGCUACUCUAUUUUAUACGGCCGGUGAAGCCUUAGUGGUAUCUACCUGCUAUCCAUGUAACCCCAAUGCAGUCUAGAAAUAAGAACGAUUCAAACCCAG
Molecule: messenger RNA, 1026 nt
Organism: Aaosphaeria arxii CBS 175.79
Lineage: Eukaryota; Fungi; Ascomycota; Dothideomycetes; Pleosporales
Product: cyclophilin-like protein
Exons: 2
Coding region: 304-801 (165 amino acids)
Biological process (GO): protein folding; protein peptidyl-prolyl isomerization
Cellular component (GO): catalytic step 2 spliceosome
Molecular function (GO): peptidyl-prolyl cis-trans isomerase activity
Source: RefSeq, a predicted model, not a curated record